GGAGGCAGCACUGCCUAGCCCUCCGGUCCCCUCUCAAGGUCCUUCGCUGACGCCGGGAUGGCUUCUCAGAUACGCUAGAAAGAGGCUGGAGGGCAGACAGGCUGCUGGGAGCCAAAGCUCAACAAGGAGAGAACAGAAGCCUCACCGUCGACUCGCGCAGGUUUUUGAUGACGGAGACUGGACGCCCUUUGUUAGGGCAGUUCCCACCAGGGGGUGCCAUCCCAUGUGAUGCUGCAUUCCCUAAUGUGUCUGUUCUCCCAGUCUCAACGAGCUCGGCAGAGCUGACAAAGGCUUCCCUCCAGCCUGUGGAGCUCCAGAAGCACUCCAGUGAAGCGCCAUGCUCAGAGAACGUUCUGGAAGACAGCAACCACACCAAACCAAACGCCACCGUGGCUGUUCGCAGUGCAGCAAGUCCCCACAGUAUUGCAGAUGUUCACGUAGCGGACCGCGCAUUGGCACUGAGAGAAGACAGAGACAGUGGGACCCAUCAGAAGGAACAGAGCUUGGGAGCAAACGUAUCCUGCCAGCACAGAGACCUGGGAGAGCAGAGCCUGGCCCCAGCAAAGCUGCCUGCUCAGAGGAGUCUCUCUGACAGCCUGCACACACAGAAAGGGGGCCCUGCGUUAGAGCUUCCUUGCGAACCCAGUGGGAUGAGUCCAGAAACGUCUAGCCGGCCAUUAGCGGGUACGCAGGCCAUGCAGCCGCCGGGCGGCAGCACAACCACCGCAUUCUGCCGAGAAGGUGACGCCUGCUCAGGCCGCCCAGUCCAGCAGGACUGCCCACCUUCUGCCAGUUCUGGCUCUCUGGCUGCAGGAGAGCGAAGCGGUGCCACGAAACACUCCAGGCUGGAAGAGGCCAUCUGCUGGAACUCCUGCCCCCAUGUGGCCAUCGAGGGCACGUUUGCUGCCUACUGCCACCCCCAGCCCAUCUCCGUCUCCCCCCAUGGGGCGGGGCACAGCACGGGGCAGGGCGGCGGGUCGGCCAUGCUGGCCCUCCCCCGGUUGAUUCCCUCCAUCGGCGAGACGGGGCUGGAUGGCAAGCCUGUGCCCUUCUGCUGCAGCCUGGACUGCGACCGGCUCGGGCCCCUGCGGCGUUUCGGGAGCCAGCAGCGGGCCGAGGACGAGGGCAGGCCCCCCAGGGAUGUGGCGACCAUGACCUCGCCCGUGGAGCUGAGGGACGCGGGUGUGCAGGUGGGCCAGGAGCACCCGGAGGGCCAGGCCCAGCAUGUGUUCCCCGAGGUGCGUCUGUCGCGAGAGGGUCCAGCGGCCCGGAGGAAGUCCCCGGUGCGGGAGGUGAAGUGGGACACGGAAGGCAUGACGUGGGAGGUGUACGGGGCGUCCGUGGACCCCGAGGAGCUGGGCCUCGCCAUUCAGAAGCACCUGGAGCUGCAAAUCAAGGAGACCGCGGGGAGAGCCGUGAAACUGUCGCGCCAGAGCACAGUCACCUCGCACGCCAGCGCCGGGAAGGGACAGCGCAGGAGGCGGAGCCUAAUGGCAGCCCUGCGUCCGCCGGGGUGCUGCACACGCACAACAACCGCAGCGGAUUGACGGACUGUACAACCGUACUUCCAAGCCUCAAACAGGCAUGCAGCAUACCAGGAUGCAUUUGGAAAAGCUUCAAUAACUGAUUCAGUGAUCCACUCACAACAAAGCAUACUGUGUUGAAAUGAUAUAGAAUUACUCAGAAAUAAUAGCAUUGGAUUAUUUUUAUAUAUAUAUAAUAUAUAUAUAUAUAUAUAUAUAUAUAUAUAAAAAUAAUCCAAUGUAAUAAUGUCUGUCCUGGAUUACAGCAGUGGACAACCGUUCUGGAGAAGGACCUUCUACCUAAAUUUUACAGUCUCAGUCAUGUACUGCGGGUAAACACUUUAGGUGUAAGGGCUGUUGGUUUGGCUUGUUUUCAGGUCAGGCAUGACCAAACCUCUGAGCUGGUCUGGAGCUUUAAAUGAUGCGAACAUUUGUCACUCUGGAAAAAAAAAGUCACUUUUGUAAAAAAGAAAAAAAUGUGCUCGUUCACCGAGCUGCGUCUUUUACACCAAACAAAAUGGUUCAGUCACUAAGUUAGAAUCAAUACGGUUUUCUCAAUACAUUUAAUCACACAAAAUGCUCAAACUAGUUUAGCAACUUAAAGAGGGCUUACCAGAGAAAUGUUGUUAGCGAGGCAUAAUUAUCUACAAGUUUUAAGAUUAUUGACAAGCACAGGAAGUGUUCAUUACAGGCCAAAGUUCAAAUAAUUUGAAGUUUAAAAAGAUAACCUUCCCUUAAACUAUAUAAAUUCAAUUUUAAGCCUAUUUUGCUUUAUUUCUGCGAUGUGAAAUCAGCCCAUGCACAUACUUUAUGACUGCACCAUCAUUGUGGCUGUAAGCAGGGUGAAACGUGAACUUCUGCGCCAUCUACUGGACUAAAUGCGUCAUUAUGUCUUUGCCUGAUUUGAAUCACGGUACCUGUGAUGGUCGGUUUUACUUUUCAUUUUACCUUUCAUGUUCAGUCUUUGCUCUGCGAAAAAUCUUCCUUUUAAAUUAGACAUUUAAUUUAAUUGGCUGUUUCAAUGUAGCCAUUUUUGAUCAACAUGCUCUAGAAAACUGCAUUAUAUAUAGUUUUAAAAAUGUGAAAGAAAUGUUUGUUACUUUUCUUCAGAGAUGUUUCUUCUAAUAACAUACAAUUCAAGAAUUGUCAAUUCAAAGUCUUAAAAGCAAAUAAAUUAUUCUGUAUAUAGCAUACGCUAAUCUACCAUUUAGUGCUAGUGCUAAGGAUUUCAGGAGACCUCUUUGAUCCUAUGUGUGUAACAGGAUAGUGAGAUUAGACUUUAUACUCUGCAUCUCGAGAGCAGAAACAACCUCAAAAACCAGAUAUGCAAGAUCAGUAGAGCAUGACUCUGUAAUCUUGUUAGAAUGAUGUCUUGAAAUAUUUCUUCAUUUUAAAAUGUCCACAAGACUUUAAUGGACAAAUGUAGGUUUGUAACAUUGUAAAGGUGUGAACUUAAACAUACCAGUCAUGUUUAUAAUGUAUACCAUAUAUUUUCAAGAGUGAUACUAAUAAAUAAGAAUUAUUAGUUUAUAUGACAAACUAUUCUGUCACAGUGGGAAACAGAAAUGCUAUAACUCAUUCCAGGUCUUUAGAGAUUUAUGUUAAACAGCAUGAAAGAAGCAGUCAAAAUUGGGUUGGAUACCACUGAAUCAAACCCAGUACAACUGUCAUACAUUUACAUAGCUGAUGAAUCCAAGAGAAUGCAGACCUAUUCUUCAUAAGAGUCAUUAAGUGCAGUUGUUUACAAUCAUUUAUAGAAGUAAUUUACAUUUUAAGAAGUCAUUUACUAACCACUCUGUCAGCCACAGGCCAAACCCUGGAAAUAAGAUUUACAGGGUAUUAACUUAUUUAGGAACAGGAUGGCUUUUACUCCUUUAUAUAUAUAUAUAUAUAUAUAUAUAUAUAAAAGCCCACAUGGCAUUCUGAUAUGUCUGUUAUUUAUCUACAAAUGCUAAUUACAUUUUGUAUUUACACAUAUAGGUUUGAGAUGUUAUUGAGCACAUACUAAAUCAUCUUAAAUUAUAAAUUCAACCCUGGAUUGGAAAUCAAGUGAUGGAAAUGCUGUAUAUAGGUUGGAAGAACAUUUGAUGAAUUCAUAAUGAUUUAAUUUGUGAAAAGGGAUGAGUAUUGAAGUGAGGCACAGCAGAGACUAUAGCCACUGGUCAUAGAAAUAAUAAUGAUAUUGUGCUGAAUUAUCUUUAUAUUCAUGUUGCAGUUAUUGUACUAAUAAGAGAAAAACUCCUUUAGCCUAAGCCAAUAACACAUCAUGUUGGAAAUGUAUCAAUAUGCUAAUCUUUUUUUCUAGCAGAUGAACACAAAUCUUUUUUUUUUUAAAUUGAUCAUAUACACAUUAAGAUAAAUAAAGCAACAUAUUUAUGAAAAAUUAAAAGCUGUUUAUAUUGACUAGAAUGUA
Electrophorus electricus (electric eel) is the source of this 3936-nucleotide messenger RNA. RefSeq lists its product as uncharacterized. The record is from RefSeq and is a predicted model, not a curated record. Gene Ontology annotation, biological process: neuron projection development. Lineage: Eukaryota; Metazoa; Chordata; Actinopteri; Gymnotiformes; Gymnotidae. Gene Ontology annotation, cellular component: plasma membrane.